Thalassophryne amazonica is the source of this 2783-nucleotide messenger RNA. RefSeq names its product apoptosis-inducing factor 3. Bases 895 to 2676 code for a protein of 593 amino acids. Gene Ontology annotation, molecular function: 2 iron, 2 sulfur cluster binding; oxidoreductase activity, acting on NAD(P)H; flavin adenine dinucleotide binding. Gene Ontology annotation, cellular component: mitochondrion; cytoplasm. Lineage: Eukaryota; Metazoa; Chordata; Actinopteri; Batrachoidiformes; Batrachoididae. The record is from RefSeq and is a predicted model, not a curated record. The transcript is spliced from 20 exons. Gene Ontology annotation, biological process: execution phase of apoptosis.
GCUCCAUGACCCCCUGACCGAAACUGGAAUUUACUGCACCAACUGCACUUUCGCUUGUUCCCUCUACUGCACUCUGAAACAAGUAUAGCAGACACACACUGUAGGCACCACUAUAGUGCAGCACAACACGUGUAUGUCUCGCUGAUACCCCUGCAGAAGCACAGGUUGGAGGGAGGGGGUGAGAGGGUUUGAGAGGGUCUGAUCAGGCUUAACUGGCAAAUCAGGUCUUUGACAUUUGAAGGCGAGGCUGAGAGGACCUGAACGCAAAAGCAGCCUAGCAGCCGUGGAUGUCUUUAGCGGAGGAAGAAGAGGGGCGGGAGGGAGAUAGUCGGGAUUGGUGAGAAUUCCUGCUGUGUUUGCAUCCCCUCAGCAACUCCAUCAAUACUGCGUACAGCUGAGAAACUGGCAAAGGUUCCCCCCCGUGCUGCAUUUUGCAGGCUUGGCCAGGAAUACAGAGCAACUCUCACGACUGGGGGGCUCAGUGUGCUUCUGGAGGGGAGCUCUGCGAGGGGCAGACUAUACACCACCAUCUCUGCUGCAUCAAGAGAGGAGCACAGACUGGGACUUCUCCAGGGGAACGAGCCAGUCCCAGAAAGUGUCAGGCACAGUUAGGGAGGACUCGUGUACUGAUAUGCUGCCCUGCUCUGCAAAGGAAGCCGACAGGAUCUCAGUGCACCUGCUCCAUACACGCUGAUUAUGUGGGGGAGCUGACGUGUGGGAUGGCCAGUCUGGACACACAGGUCCUCAUACAUCCACUUGUGUGCUAUCACCCCCUCCCAAGCAAGAAGGCCAGCUCCAGGAUCUGAGCACAACCUCCAGCUCCCUCUCCCAGGGUGACCCUUGAUCCUGGGGCCACCAUGGGAGGAUGUUUCUCCAAACCCAAAUCAGACCUGUAUGUGUUACACAGUUGACGUUAAAGUGGAACUCUCUCUCCUGGAAAAAGAAAAAGAGGUCGACGGGCUGUCUCCUAAUGGCAAGGCGAGCCCCUUUGUUGACUGCAGACCCAACGGGGCCCUGGGACACGGCUCUGAUGAGGACUCCACUCCUCUCCCCCUCUACCACAAACCACGGGACUAUGUGGAGGCCUCCGUUUGUCACAUUAAAGAUCUGGAAAAUGGACAGAUGCGUGAGGUAGAUUUGGGAAGUGGCCGAGCAUUGCUGAUCAAAGAACAUGGAGAGUUCUCAGCCUUGGGCCACAAGUGUCCACAUUAUGGUGCACCUUUGGUCAAAGGUGUGUUGUCCAAAGGACAUGUUCGAUGUCCCUGGCAUGGUGCGUGUUUCAACAUUACAACUGGUGACAUUGAGGACUUCCCAGGCCUGGACAGCCUGCCUACCUUUCAGGUCAGAGUCGAAAAGGAUAAAGUGAUCAUUCGUGCAAACAAGCAGGCUCUUCAAUUGCAGAAACGGUCAAAGCCAAUGGCCCGAUGUUCAGCUGUGGUUAAUGCCAGCACCGGGUUCAGCCAUGUUCUCAUUAUUGGCUCAGGUCCAGCAGGUCUGGUUUGUGCUGAGACACUGAGGCAAGAGGGCUUCACUGACCGCAUUGUCAUGUGCACUAUGGACAGACAUCCUCCAUAUGACAGACCUAAACUGAGUAAGUCUCUCGACAGCACAGCAGAGCAGCUAAGGUUGCGCACUGUGGACUUUCUACAGAAUCAUGAUAUUGAACUGCUCACAGAGAGAGAGGUUGUAGCCAUCGAUGUCAAAACACGAUCUGUGACCUUUGAAGAUGGCUUGAGGAUGGAGUACAGGAAACUCUUUAUUGCUACAGGAAGCAAACCCAAACCACUGAACUACAAAGGCAAAGACGUUGAGAAUGUGCUUCAUCUCAGGACUCCUGAGGAUGCCAACAUCAUUGCAAGACUGGCCAACAACAGGAACGCUGUAAUUGUGGGAACAUCAUUUGUUGGUAUGGAGGUGGCUGCAGCUCUUACUGACAAAGCCCACUCUGUCUCCAUCAUUGGGACUGAGUCGGUCCCCUUUAAAAAAGCUCUCGGGGAGAAAGUAGGAAAAGCCAUAAUGAAGCUCUACGAGACAAACAGGGUGAAGUUCUACAUGCUGAAUGAGGUGUCAGAGAUGAUAGGCCAUCAUGGACAGCUAAAAGAGGUGGUACUGAAGAGUGGAAAAGUCCUGCGCGCAGACGUGUGUGUCAUUGGAGCAGGAUGUGUUCCUGCUACAGGCUUCCUGAAGCAAAGCGGAAUUCACAUAGACUCCAAAGGCUUCAUCCCUGUCAACAAGAUGAUGCAGACAAAUGUUGAUGGUGUCUUUGCCGGAGGAGAUGUAGUGAUGUUUCCUUUCCCACCAAGAAACAAUAAGAAGGUGAAUAUUCCUCACUGGCAGAUGGCACACGUGCACGGAAGAGCAGCAGCUCUCAGCAUGAUGGGUAGAGCCUCUGAAAUAAAAACAGUGCCUUACUUCUGGUCAGCCAUGUUUGGAAAGACCAUACGCUAUGCAGGUUAUGGUGAUGGUUUUGAUGAUGUCAUCAUUCAAGGUGAUUUGGAUGAACUGAAAUUUGUGGCAUUUUAUACCAGGAGUGAGGAGGUGGUCGCUGUGGCCAGCAUGAACUAUGAUCCUAUUGUGUCCCGAGUGGCAGAAGUCUUAGGAUCUGGAAAGACGAUUAAGAAACGAGAUGUGGAGACUGGAGAUAUUUCUUGGUUGAUUGACAAAGGCUCUCAAUGACUUUGGACGAUUCCGAAGACUGUCCCAUUGUCUACUGGACAUCUCAAUAUGGACACUUAUGGUGCUGAGACACUGAGCAGCUAUUCCAAUCUGGACACAUUGGGGAC